AUGAGUGGGUGCCCAUUUUUGGGAAACACUGUGGGAUAUUCUUUGAAAAAAUUAUCUGUAGAAGACAGUGAAGAAGACAAUGAUGCUCAAACUGGUGUCAACAGAGCCAGCAAAGGAGGACUUAUCUAUGGGAACUACUUACAGUUGGAAAAAAUUUUGAACGCACAAGAACUUCAAAGUGAGAUAAAAGGGAAUAAAAUCCAUGAUGAACACCUUUUUAUUAUAACUCAUCAAGCUUAUGAACUCUGGUUUAAACAAAUCCUCUGGGAACUAGAUUCUGUUCGUGAGAUUUUUCAAAAUGGCCAUGUCAGGGAUGAGAGGAAUAUGCUGAAGGUGAUGACUCGGAUGCACCGUGUGGUGGUCAUCUUCAAGCUCCUGGUGCAGCAGUUCUCUGUGCUGGAAACAAUGACUGCCUUGGACUUCAAUGACUUCAGAGAGUACCUAUCUCCAGCCUCAGGCUUCCAGAGUUUACAGUUCCGGCUGCUAGAAAAUAAGAUAGGUGUUCUUCAGAGCCUGAGAGUCCCUUACAACAGGAGACACUAUCGCGAUAACUUCAGAGAUGAGGACAACGAGAUGCUGCUGAGAUCAGAGCACGAGCAGACCCUGCUGCAACUGGUGGAGGCAUGGCUGGAAAGAACACCUGGUUUAGAGCCACAUGGAUUUAACUUCUGGGGGAAGUUUGAAGAAAAUAUCCUGAAAGGACUGGAAGAGGAAUUUCUAAGGAUACAGGCUAAGAAAGAGUCUGAAGAGAAAGAAGAACAGAUGGCUGAGUACCGGAAGCAGAAAGAGGUGCUACUAUGCUUGUUUGAUGAGAAGCACCAUGAACAUCUCCUAAGUAAAGGUGAACGACGAUUGUCAUACCGUGCACUCCAGGGAGCACUGAUGAUAUAUUUUUACAGGGAGGAGCCUCGAUUCCAGGUACCUUUCCAGUUGCUGACCUCGCUUAUGGAUAUAGACACACUCAUGACCAAAUGGAGAUAUAACCAUGUGUGCAUGGUGCACAGGAUGUUGGGCACCAAGGCUGGCACCGGGGGAUCCUCAGGCUAUCACUACCUACGCUCAACUGUGAGUGACAGGUACAAGGUGUUUGUGGAUUUAUUUAACCUCUCAACAUACCUGGUUCCCCGACACUGGAUACCAAAGAUGAAUCCAAUCAUUCACAAAUUCCUUUACACAGCUGAGUACUGCGACAGCUCUUACUUCAGCAGUGAUGAAUCAGAUUAAAUUAUUCUGAACAUCUGGGAAAACUACA
Cricetulus griseus (Chinese hamster) is the source of this 1252-nucleotide messenger RNA. Lineage: Eukaryota; Metazoa; Chordata; Mammalia; Rodentia; Cricetidae. The record is from RefSeq and is a predicted model, not a curated record.